AGAUCAGGGGUCUCCAAACUAUGGCCCUCCAGCUGUUAAAGUACUACAAAUCCCAUCAUGCCUCUGCCUCUGGGAGUCCUGCCUGUGGCUGUCAGAGUCUUGCAAGGCCUCAUGGAACUGGCAGUUCCUCAACACCUGGAGGGCCAUAAUUUGGAGACCCCUGCCUCAAAGUUGUAUAGCUGUAUUGUGAGAUUUAAAGUGGUUGUAGAGGCAGGAGGUUUUUUACCUUCAUGCAUUUUAUGCAGAAAGUUAAAAAACCUCCUGCAUGCAGAUCCCCCCCUCCCUUGUAUUUACAUG
Messenger RNA from Staurois parvus, 297 nucleotides. The record is from the annotation of a GenBank genome assembly. Lineage: Eukaryota; Metazoa; Chordata; Amphibia; Anura; Ranidae.